GUUCACUCUCUGGCUUCUCUUUCACGCCACUCCCCCCUUCCUCUCUCGCUCGCUCGCACCUCCGCCGCGCCGCCCACCGUUCUCCGGCAGCUUUCUCUCUCUCCGGGCUUUCCAUUGCACACCAGAUGUCUGUUGAUCUGUGCAAGACGAAUCCAUCUUUUCUUUGGUGCGAGUGCGGUUUUAUGAGCAGGGGGAGGCUGUGGUGCUUUCAGACAAUCUUGUUCAGGCACUGGACUUGACAGUUUAACUGUUGAGUUUUUCCCUUCUUUUUUUCUUCUUCUCGUCGUUUAGUAAGGUUUCUUGUUGGAUUCUCCAAAAUUUUCUCUGUUUGUUUCUGUUAACAACUUAAAAGACAGAUUGCUUGUCUGGUGCUUUUUUUGCCAAUUUGAAGAAAAAGCACCAGGCACCGAACAUAAAUUUUCACUUAUUGGUAAAGGAGGCUUUCUAGGAGAGUACACGUUCUUCCCUUUUGGGGUCUUCCAAUGGUGAAGACUCACUUAGCUCCUGGAUUUCGGUUUCAUCCUACUGACGUUGAACUGGUGAAGUACUACCUAAAGAGGAAAGUGAUGGGGAAAAAGCUCCUGGUUGAAGCCAUAGCAGAAAUUGAUAUUUACAAGUUUGAACCUUCAGAUUUACCAGAUAAAUCUUGUCUAAGGACUGGAGAUCUUAAGUGGUACUUCUUCUGCCCUAGAGAAAGGAAAUAUGGCAAUGGGGUUAGAAUGAACCGUGCUACUGAAUAUGGUUACUGGAAGAUGACAGGAAAGGAUAGAGCUGUUCUUUGCAAUAAUGAAGUUGUGGGAAAGAUAAAAACUCUGGUGUAUCACUGCGGCAAGUCACCUCGAGGUGAGCGGACUGAUUGGGUUAUGCAUGAAUACAGGCUUGAAGACAAGGGACUGGCUCAGAAGGAUGUUGUUCAGGAUUCUUACGUGCUAUGUGUGCUCUUCAAGAAAGAUGGUCCUGGGCCAAGAAAUGGAGCUCAGUAUGGGGCUCCAUUUAAGGAAGAGGAAUGGAGUGAUGGGGAAGAGAACACUGAAAAUGUUGCGGCUUUGCCUUCUACCGAAAGUCCCAUAUAUCUGCCUGGGAUGAACAGAGAAACCAGUCUGGUCGCUACAACCUCACAGGCUCCCAAGGAUUUUUGUGGUGGAAGGGUGUCAGAGUCAUGCGUCUCUGAUGUGAUAGCAACUGCCAACAUGUCUCUGCCUCUGAAUUAUGCAGAUAACACUCCUCUUCUUGAUCCCAAUAGCAUACCGACUUUGGAAGAGGCCACUCAGAUACCUGGUGAUGAUAUAUACUCAAUGCUGGAUUACUUUGUUGAUGAUGAGAGUUUCGGGUUUGGUGGAUAUUCCCAAAACGAGGCAGGACAUGAGGAGCCUGGAGUUUGUAGAGAUGGGGAACUUCCUCUUUGCUCGGCAGCAGACGACAUUUUCAGUGGACAACCUGCCCCGAGGGACUUGGCCCCAGGCUAUAAUGAGAAUACACCAUUCUUCUUGGAGUUGGAGGAUCUGACCGAGCCGUUGACUUUUCCUGGCAACACAGAUAGCAUUCAUCUGAUUCAGGACCGGUUCGGAUUCUCUGCGGACGAUCCCUCCUCUUGCUUUGUUCCGACACAGCCACAGCCACAGCUACAGCCGAGUCAACCGUUAUCUGGCGACUUGAAGGAACUCUGAGAUGAACCAAAACAGAAACAAUCUGGAGUUGUGACUGUUUCUGCCCUCUCUCUGGUUGCUCAUCUGAUCAAAAGCCAGAAAAUUUUACAGACAACCAUGAAGGAAUUACAAAUUUACAACUUGGAAGUAGUCGAACACAUCUUGUAUGUGUUCUUUCUACGCGAUCCCUUUGUUGUCUUGAAGAAUUUCUAUGUUUUGUAUCUUUUAGAAAUAAUUCCGUCACUGUCAAAACGGAUUCAAUCUAUGCAUGUUUCUCAAAGUUGCUUCGUUUC
Molecule: messenger RNA, 1939 nt
Organism: Tarenaya hassleriana
Lineage: Eukaryota; Viridiplantae; Streptophyta; Magnoliopsida; Brassicales; Cleomaceae
Product: NAC domain-containing protein 82-like
Exons: 5
Coding region: 483-1667 (394 amino acids)
Biological process (GO): regulation of DNA-templated transcription
Molecular function (GO): DNA binding
Source: RefSeq, a predicted model, not a curated record